Astrephomene gubernaculifera is the source of this 4120-nucleotide messenger RNA. NCBI's taxonomy places the organism in Eukaryota, Viridiplantae, Chlorophyta, Chlorophyceae, Chlamydomonadales, Astrephomenaceae. The record is from the annotation of a GenBank genome assembly.
CAAAAAUGUGUUACAAUAAUCAGGCCUAAAGCGCAUUCAUGUGGGGUAACCUGCCCACGGACAUGCUGCGCAAGCAGAUAGCCCCAGGCUCCCACGCAGGGAUUGCUGCUCGCGGGACACCCGCACUGAAUUUUACAAGUAACUUACUAAGUGCUGUGGGGUUUAUGCGGUCACCUACGUUGGCCUUCCGCGACGACGCCUACACAACCACCUCGGCGUCUUCGGUCGCGACGCCGGUCAGGCCGUUAAGUAGUCGUUCGGACACUGCAGAACACCUUGGAAGCUCACGCCACAGAAACGCUGAUAAAGCGGCGGCUGGCUUCGGGAGUGGCUCAAAACGGCCAUGGCGCAUUUCAGACGCACCGCGCGACAAGCUUGGCAGCGUCUUCGGCUGGCGCACGUGCUACGAAAGGAUAAACCAUUAUGCCGCUGCGGGCGUCAUUCCGUUCGCCUACAACAAUAAGGAGCGGGAGCUGUAUGUGCUCAUGUCCAUUCAGCGCGAGAGCAAGGGGAAGAUCAAGGACGGCCUCGUGUACACCUUGCUGGGCGGCAAGGUAGCUAACUCCGAUUGCAACGAUGCCCGUCGUACGGCCGCUCGAGAAGCGUACGAGGAGACACACCGGCUGCUGCGGCUGCCGGAGGUGCUUAGUGUGCUGGGCGGCGCAGCACAGGCGUACGGCGAAACCCUAACCGCCGCCUCAGCCCUCGCGCCUUCCUCGCCCACAGCCUCAACCUCUUCUCCACAACGCCAAGAUGCGAAAGGAGUGCAGCCAGCUGGUUGUCGCGGCGAGGAGGCUGAUGCCGCCGUGAGGGGGCCUGGCAACAGCCUGGCGCAGGCGUCAAGCACUGACAGCAGUAGCAGGAGCAGUAGAAGCGGAGCCGUUGGGUAUGUCAGCAGGGAGGGUGGCAGUGCUAGCAGGACAGGGCGAAGCAGCGGAGAAAGCCGCAGCGGCAGCAGCAACGCUGCUGUUGCACAGGGGGGCGGCGAGGGGCCCUGUACGCCGUACGAGCACUUUCCCGGGGGUCGCUACGUGGCAUUCGCGCUGCACCUUCCAGACGCCUGGAGACUGCCGCAGCAGUUCGAGGCAAAGAUAAAAGCCAAGGACACGCACCCCGAGGCCGACAAGGCUGUGGGUCUUGAGUGGGUCAGCCUGAAGCGGCUGCGACAGCUGAGGGACUCCUCGGAGCUGUACCAGGCCUCCACGGGUGCUGUCAUACUGGGUCACCCCUUCACCAUGUCCAUGCUGCGAUCCAGCCCGUCCCGGAGCGUGGGCGUGUUUGACUGGCUGUACUUGUUGCGGGAGCACCUGCGUGCCUGGCAUGCGAGGAAGGAGGGUCCCGCGGCGGCAGCGGGGAGCAAGGAGGAGGUUGUGAAGCGGCAGGAGGGGCCUGGGAAGGGGCGCGGUGGUGGUGGCGAACAGGGGUUGUCGGAGGUCGGUGUUUGGGGGCGGGAAGUGCAGCAGAAGUGGGAGCGGAAGACCGAAGCCGUGGAAGCAACAGCAGCAACAGCAGCAGCAAAAGAGCAGGCGAACGUGGAUGCCUGGACGGUGGCCAGCAGCCCAAGGGGGUUCGAGGCGCAGGCCGGUCAGGGUAAAGGGGCUGCGGUUUCAUUGCCAAGCAAGCCCUCAACCACCGACUCACGGGGGGAGGCGAAGAGUGAGGUGGAGGCGGCGGCAGCAACGGUGAAACAACACCCUCCGCAAUCCCUGGGUGACGUCCUUGCAGCGCAGGCGGCUGCUGCGAGGAGGCAAGGAGCCACGCCGGCAGCUGCGGACGGGGGACGGCAGCGGCAAUACCGACCGCCGCCGCCCAUGCUAAAUGUGCCACCGCCGCCGCCGCCGCAGUCCUCGGGGCUGACAACUCCGUCGCCGCCGACUGUUGAACGAGGGCAGGCGGCGGGUACAAGCAGCAGCGGACGAUGGCCCACACGGCCACCGCCGCCGCAGCGGCCGGGGACGCCGCAGUCGCCGCCGGCUGCUGCGGCUGCUCGGCAAUCACCUCCCGCGCCUUUACUGCAGAACUUGGCAAUGUCACUGGAGUCAAAAGCGGCGCUGAAACAACCCUCCAGGAGCACGCAGGUGAGCCACCAGGAGCGGGGACCGCCCCAGCAGCAACAGCAGCAGCAAAAGCGACAGCAGCAGCAGCAGCAGCAACAGCAGAGGGGUGGGCAGCAGCAGCAGAGGGGUGGGCAGGAGCAGUCCCGGACGCGAGGGCUGGGUCCCCAUGACCCGUUGCGUGGUGAGAGAGAUCAGCAACGGCGGCGGCAGCAGCAGCAGCAAAGGCAGUCGCUGCACACGCUAUCACACGCUACGGCAGAGGCAACCCUGGAGCCCUCCGCAGCCUCUCCUCAGCUGCCGUCCGCGCCGCUGCCGUCCGGCUUGGCAUCUCCGCAUGACAGCGAGCCGCGCUACUAUUACAGGGUGUGGCGCAAGGACGGAAGCUCGGAGUUGCGAGAGGAGCAGCAGCCGCGGCCGGGCAUGACGGUGCUGUCGCGGCAGCCCCAACCCGCCGAGGAGCCCCGAUCGCACCACCCGUCCCCAACGCCACCAUCAUCUCCUCAGUCGCAGUCGCAGCCGCAGCCGCAGACGCUGGUUGGGAUCCAAGGUCUGGAGCCCCCACCUCCCCGUCAUCAGUUGGUGUCAUCAGCACCGCCAGCAGCGCAGCAGCGCCGGUGCAGCGAGUGGCAGCCUCCUGCUCAUCCCCUGCCGGUGCAACCCACCAGCAGCAGCAGCCCUCAGUCAGCUGGUGGUGGUGAUGCCGGCUGGGAGGCGGAGGCUGUCAUCACAAGCAGCACAGCGGUUGGGAGCAGUGCCUCUGGCGCUUCCUUGGACCCUACUGCCACCCCCUCGCCGCCCAUGCCCUCACCCUCACCCGCAACGCCUCCAACUACACCUGCACACGCACAUGCAGCUCAGCAGCAACCGCCGCAGCAGCAUCAAUCGCAGCAGCUUCAAUCGCAGCAGCAUCAAUCGCAGCAGCCGCAGCACCUCCCCCCGCACCAGCUGCACCCACACCCGCCCACAACCAGCACUCCGAGGGACCCGACCGGUACGGACCAGAGCAGCAGCAGCAGCAGCCACAGCCUACACCAGGGCCCUGACCAGGGCCCGCAGGUACCGCCACCACCACCGCCCUUGUCGUAUACUGUGUGGUACCGAGACGGGUCUCCCGUGAGGUUCGAGGGAUGCGGAGUGCGUCGCCCGCAAGCCACGGUGCUCAAGGCCAAUCCUAAUGCGGCUCGCAUGGGCAGGUCAUAGUGAGGAUGAGGAUUGCGUUUUUUCGGAUUUUUUGGCGUUUCCUGCAGGAUGUGCGGAUGAUGCUUAUGCUGUGUGAACAGGACUGGCCGGAGGUGUGUUUCGUGUGUCCCUCGGGAAGAGGGGCGGUUGGUGGGAUCCCGAUGCGGGCGUUGGGGGGUGCCGUGUUGACAGCGGCGGCGUGGCUGGCGCUGUGGCUGUGGCUGGACGGUGUGUUUAGAAAACUGGCCGCGAGUCGGAACGUACUGUGAUUGCCGGACGGUGUCACGGCGCGCAUCUUGUGUGCGUUUCUGAAAGUGAGAGGCGCAAGGCACGUGGGGGGGCAAUGAUAUGCGGGCACGUAGUUAGGGGGCACAUAGAGGGGCAAGGGAUGCGCGCGCAUGGCAGGGGGGCCGUUUGAGUGUACUUGAGUUAUGCAUCCCGGUGUGAGGAGGACUUCCUAGUCGGAUUGGGAGAAGACGUAGGCUUGUGAGCCGCGGUGUGUGUUACGCAGGGCGGGUCGAGCGGAGCGGAACAAGAGGCUGCGUGCGGAUUGCUGAGGGGUAUCAUGACCUGGGUAGACAAGGGCCAGGAAGUGAGGCAUGUCGCUGCUAUUUGGGCCCUGGUACCCCGCCUUUAUUGAGACUGAGACGUGUACAGAGACUGUAUCGCUAUUGUUACAGGUGUUGUUACUGUUACAAGAGCUGUUACUGUUACAAACAGGAAUGAGGGUGAAACCGAACCACCACAGCAGCACAGGUGCCAUCUGCGCCUCCUGGGGAGAACAUUUGCCAUGGACCAGACUCGGACGUAGUUGUCACCACACCACCACAAUGCCCCUCUGCGCAACACGGCGCGCAAUCCUGCCUACGCAAUGUCACCACAUC